Messenger RNA from Candidozyma auris, 5337 nucleotides. It is a transcript of the gene BNI1, whose product is annotated as formin BNI1. The coding region runs from base 1 to 5337 and encodes 1778 amino acids. The transcript has a single exon. Gene Ontology annotation, cellular component: cellular bud neck; mating projection tip; cell division site. Gene Ontology annotation, biological process: barbed-end actin filament capping; actin filament bundle assembly; mitotic actomyosin contractile ring assembly. Lineage: Eukaryota; Fungi; Ascomycota; Pichiomycetes; Serinales; Metschnikowiaceae. Gene Ontology annotation, molecular function: small GTPase binding; actin binding. The record is from RefSeq and is a predicted model, not a curated record.
AUGUCUACACGAAGACGAAUAGACCCGUACCACGCUGCCUCUCAACACGAGGACGUGGAGAAGGCGAACUCCGCCUACUACGCUCCACUAGGGCCCAGGAAACUGCCGCAGAAACAGCCUCCCCAGGCACAGCAUUCGAACCAGCAGCAGCAGCAUCAACAACAACAGCAACUGCUCUCUCAUCGCAUUUCUCUGGGGUCAAUUUUUUCCAUUCGAAGAAAUCGGUCCCAACAGAGCCAGGGACUAAGCAACGACGAUCACGAUCUGGACUCUGGGUCGGUAGUUUCCGGCAACACCGUCGGAUCGAAUCCGUCGAACAACAUGAACCUGUCCAAUAGCGCUCUAUAUCCCAACGCAUCGUCUGUGUCGUCACGCCGCCACGGUUCCAUGGCCAGCGUAACGUCGGGCGGGUCAACGGGCCCCACCACAACAUCCUCCACCAUUGUUCCUGGCCCUCAGGUCACGAGCUCCACACACUCCCGUCUGGGCUCCAUAUACUCGUUUAAUACUAGUUCUAAUCCGUACGACCACGUUACUGAGCGCCUGGCUCGUCAGAGUCUCGAUAAUAAACUGCAUCUACAACAACAACCACAUCAACAGCAACAACAACAGCAACAGCAAGCACCAUCAUCCCUGCAUCGAGCCCCGUCGUUUGCUCUUUCUCGUAAAGCCACGGGGCUGUCGCUUUUCUCCAGACCUUCUAUUAGCACGUCAGCAUCUGAAGAUGUUGCCAAAGAUGACCUGGGGUUGACGCUUCGAAAACCGCAAAACCCAGUGGAAAUCGAGCGUAUGUUUCGGGACUUGAUGGAAAAACGUGAUUUCAAGUCGUUGCCGUCGCAGGCACGCCAGGAAAUGCUCAAUUACUCAAUAGAUAAAAAGUGGAUGCUAGUGCAGCAAGACGCCAUUCACGAACACAGCAAGCUGGCGCUGAAACUGAAGGCAACUCCAGAAUACUACACAAGAAAACUAAUCGCAAAGACAAUCUCCUCGGAUGAACUCGAGAAUUUGUGGGUGUCGCUUCGAACAGAGCCUAUUGACUGGGUGCGUGAGUUUAUCUAUGACUUCCAGGGAGAUGUGGCACUCUCGCUGUACUUGAUAAAAGUUCAUGACCAGAUGGGAAGUCUGGACAUUGACGAUAUCCAGGAUGACAUUUUCAACAAGGAAUUUAAUACCCUCAAGUGUCUCAAGUGCAUGAUGAAUCAGAAGUUGGGCGCCGAAAGAGCGAAAUCCGACGAUUCUCUUUAUAUCAACGCCAUCACGGGGUCUCUUCUAUCACCUCGCAUUGCUACUCGCAGAAUUGCCGCUGAGUCCCUCACAUUCAUGAUUGUGUAUUAUUGCCGCGUAGGCGGCGACCACAACAAGUACCACAAGGUGCUCCGUUCCCUUGACGGUUUGCAGCUGAAACCUUACUAUGAGUUCGUCUCGGCAUCCAGUGCAUCCGCAAAAAAAACGCUUCAAAGAAAACCUCCUCCAGAGGAUACGAACCAUAGAUUUGAGCUCUGGCUCCGCUUGGUGGGAAUAACGAUCGAGGGAAGAGGUAGGUACUCGAACUCAUUGGUUGGUGCCAGUGAAGAACUCAAGUAUCAGUUCGCUGUAAAUGGGUCCACUGUGGGAGGCUCCUCGCACGUCGAAAAUCAGCUUAUGGAGUAUUGCUUGGGCACGAUGCUUUUGAUCAAUACCAUAAUAGAGUAUGGUGUCGAUUUCCGGGUGCGGAUUCAUCUUCGGGCACAGUUCACGGCUGCUGGGAUCGAGCCAUUAUUGGCAAAGUUUAACGACUUGGGCUACGAUAACUUGGCGAAGCAAGUGCAGAAAUACCGUGAAAUGGCGGAGGCCGAUGAGUUAGAGCUCAAGACGAAACAGCAGAUCGAAGAGGAUCUUGAUUUCAAUAAUCCUGUGGAUUUGGUUCGGUCUCUCUGGAACAAUGUCCAGAAUAGUGACGCUCAGGGCCACUUCCUCAGUGCAAUGCAGCAUAUUUAUUUGAACCAAACAGAAAAGAGGGAUGAUUCAGAGGAGCUCACACGCAGCUUACGUCUCCUUGAUGGUCUUAUACAAAAUGUGACAACCGCUCAUACCUCCAACGACGAGUCAGCGGUGGGCAUUGCAAUCAACCGGUUGUAUGCGGGCUUAAGCACUGACGACAUGUACAGAAAAGCUAUCAAUGAGGUGAAGCUCUACAAGAAGAUUGCUGAAGAGGCCACGGCCGAGAGGGACGAGAUUUCUAAACAGCUUUCUAUCGGCUCGGAAGGGUUAAUUCAAAACAUGUCAAAUGAAAUCAAAGAGCAGGAAAUAGUGCUCAGGAGAACCAGACGGAUGAAUGAAGAGCUCCAAGAGGAACUUGAGGAUUUGAAGCGGAAGCAUUUACGUGAAAAACAAGAACAGGAAGUGGAGAUGCGUGAGCUUUUAAUCAUGUUGAACAGUGCACAAAUAGACUCGAAGAGAGAUAAAAAUAAAACAACGUUGCUGGUGCAGACAAGCAACGAGAAGCUCAUCAAGAAGUUGCAGAAAGAGAUCAACAGAAGGAAGACAGAGUUUAAGCUUGACAACAAGCAACUUGGUACCCUGGUGGAACCAAGCUCUCGUUUGCGGGCUUUGAGAGAACAGAUGGCCGAUAUCGAAAACCUUGCCAGAGAGUUGGAGAUGACUGACUUCGAGACGUACUCUUUGCCAAAGGAGGAGGCAAAACCUGAUGUUCACGAACCUGAGACACCAGAGCCUGAAGAGCUUCCCCCAGUGCCUGUGGGUCCCAAGCGUUCUGUGCGUGAGGAUGACUUAGAGAAAUUGGAGAGACUCAGAAAGAAACUCGCCUCUUUGCAGAGCGAGUCAAACGAUAUUAUGAAGUUCAAUAACAAGUCGUUGUUCCUGAAACAAAAAUACCUUGCUUUGGAACGCUUGCGUGAGUUGGAGCAGAACUUUGCAGACUUUAACAUAGAUUUCGACAUUGACGAAAACGAAGCGGCUUUAUUAGGUUUCAUGGACGCCAAUAUGAAGUCGAAGAUUCAAGAAGAGCUUGACGAAGUGAGAAAGCUCAACAAUGACCUCCGCUCGCAACUCGCCGCAAUCAAGGAUGUGAAGCUGCCUCCAUCUGACGCUUCUCCAGACACGCUUCAGAAACUCGAAGCCAAGUAUGCCCAGGGAAAGGUUGUUGUUGAUGGCUCCGACGUGGCGGUUAAAAGCUCCAACACCCCAAAUAAGGACUACCGUAAGAAUAGAAAGUCAACAAUGAACUCACUUGAUCCGAAGUUCCUUAAUGAGUUGAGUUCAAAGGUCAAGCAGGCUGAAGCUAUUGGCUCAUCUUCCGAUGACGAAAAGUUUGAGGACUCAGUGGAUAAGGUCGAAGAAACAGAGACUCCAAAGGCUACUGGUGCCCCGCCACCACCUCCGCCUCCACUUCCACCCGCUCUUGGAGGUGCUCCACCACCUCCACCACCUCCGCUCCCACCUUCACUCGGUAGUGCCCCUCCACCACCACCUCCUCCAUUACCACCCUCUUUGAAUGGUGGAGCUCCUCCACCGCCACCUCCACCACCACCACCAUUACCAAUGGGCACCAACAACUCUAGCAAGUCGCCUUCGCCAGUACCACAGCAUCCACAUCCAUUUGAAGCGUACCCAAGGCCUAAGAAGAAGUUAAAGCAGUUGCAUUGGGAAAAGGUCGACAAUGGCGAGAACGAUUCAAACUCGUUCUGGCAAAAUUCUCAGCUGCACACGAUCGCUUCAGACUUGAUGGACAAGGGUGUUUUGGAUGAAAUUGAGGCAAUCUUUGCAGCGAAGGAGAUCAAGAAGUUGGCCACUAAGAAGAAGGAAGACAUCGAUAAGGUGACCUUUUUGGCCCGUGAUGUGGCGCAACAAUUUGGUAUCAACUUGCAUUCUUUCAACAGUUUGUCAGAUGAGGAAGUUAUAGACAAGAUCUUGCGAUGCGACAAGGAUCUGUUGGCAAACCCUGCUAUAUUGGAGUUCCUCGGUAAGGACGAGAUCACCGAAGUAUCUAACAGUUUAGCAAGAAACCUCGAGCCUUACCUGACAGACUAUACAUCUGAAGAAAUUUCCAAGCCCGAGAAGGACCCUAGCGAAUUGCAGAGACCUGAUAGAAUCUACCUUGAGCUUAUUUAUAAUUUGCAACACUAUUGGAAGUCGAGAGUCAGAGCUUUGAAGACGAUUGUGAAUUAUGAGAAGGACUAUGACGAUUUGGUGACAAAACUUAGGUCUCUUGAUGACGCUGUCGACAAGAUCAAGCAUUCGAAACAUUUGAGGAGUGUCUUUGACAUCAUCUUGGCCGUAGGUAACUACAUGAAUGAUACUUCCAAGCAAGCCAAAGGUUUUAAGUUGAGCUCGUUACAAAGAUUAAGUUUUGUGAAGGACGAGAAGAAUAGCAUGUCUUUCUUGCACUACGUCGAAAAGACCGUGAGAACGCUUUAUCCAGAGCUUUUGGCGUUCAUGGAUGAUCUCGCUGCAUGCGUUCCUGUUGCGAAAUUUUCAAUAGAGAAUAUUGCAAACGACUGCAAGGACUAUGGGCAGGCGAUCAAAAACGUUCAGAGCUCGAUUGACAUUGGUAACUUAAGUGACGUUUCCAAGUUCCACCCCAAAGAUCGGGUGUUGAAGGUUGUUAGUCCAGCGUUGCCUAGAGCAAAGAAGAAGGCUGACUUGUUACAAGAUCAAGCGAACUAUACCCUCAAGGAGUUCGAGACGUUGAUGAGGUACUUUGGCGAAGACCCUAACGACAGUUUUGUGCGGAACUCCUUCUUCAGCAAGUUCACCAGCUUCUUGUCUGAAUUCAAGAAGGCCCAGCGCGAAAACUUGCAGCGUGAAGAAGAGUUGAGGGUCUAUGAGCAAAGAAAGAAGCUAUUGGAGAAUAAAACGAAGCAAAGCAAAGCCAAGAAAGAAAGUGGUUCUGAGGACGACGAGGAAAAUGUCAUGGACUCUCUUCUCGAGAAACUCAAGGCUGCUGGUCCUCAACGAGGCGAACCAUCGUCAGCACGCAAGCGUGCUCUCAUGAAAAAACAUUUGAUGGAGAGUUUGAAAAAGCUGAAUUCUGAAUCUGACUCAAGGGAUAACUCACCUAGCCGUGCUGGACCUAUCAAUCCGGAAUUAGCAGGAGCUGACGAGUCAGACAAGGACAUUCUAGCGAAGAGCGACGACGAUGUGGGCUCUCGAGCCAGAAACUUGCUUCAAGAAUUAAGAAAAGCGGAAGGCAGCGACAAACCUACAAGUUCAUCAGCAUUUAGACAACAAAGACAGCGCCGCAGACAGCUUCUGACCGUUGGCGAAGAUGAAAUCAAAGAGGCCACCUCUGAAGUUGUUCCAGAAGCAAACAACGAGGAUGCAGAGGAAAACAAGUGA